This is a messenger RNA of Sorex fumeus (smoky shrew), 1437 nucleotides long. It is a transcript of the gene ANGPTL3, whose product is annotated as angiopoietin like 3. NCBI's taxonomy places the organism in Eukaryota, Metazoa, Chordata, Mammalia, Eulipotyphla, Soricidae. The record is from RefSeq and is a predicted model, not a curated record. Gene Ontology annotation, biological process: phospholipid homeostasis; phospholipid catabolic process; cholesterol homeostasis.
GGUUAGCUUAGAAGAAAAGAGUAAUUCCAAAUUCCUUGAAAUUGAAUGAUUGGGGUAAAAAUGUACACGAUUAAGGUCUUUCUUUUUAUUGUUCCUCUAGUUAUUUCUUCCAGAAUUGACCAAGAUUAUUUAUCAGCUGGUUCUGCAUCGCCAGAGCCAAACUCAAGAUUUGCUAUGUUAGAUGAUGUAAAAAUUUUAGCCAAUGGCCUCCUUCAGUUAGGACAUGGUCUUAAAGACUUUGUCCAUAAAACCAAGGGCCAAAUCAAUGACAUAUUUCAAAAACUCAACAUAUUCGAUCAGUCUUUUUAUGACCUGUCCUUGCAAACUAAUGAAAUCAAAGAAGAAGAAAAGGAACUUAGAAAAACUACAUCCAAACUACAAGUCAAAAAUGAAGAAGUAAAGAAUAUGUCUCUUGAACUCAACUCAAAACUCGAAAAUCUCCUAGAGGAAAAAAUUCUACUUCAACAAAAAGUCAAAUAUUUGGAGGAACAAUUAACUCACUUAAUUAAAGAGCAACCUGAAAUUCAGGAAUACCCAGAAGUAACUUCACUUAAAACUUUUGUAGAACAGCAAGAUAAUAGCAUUAAAGACCUUCUCCAUACUGUGGAAGAACAAUAUAGACAAUUACACCAGCAGCACAGCCAAAUAAAAGAAAUAGAAAAUCAGUUAAGAAGAACGGGUGGUAUUCAAGAAUCCACAGAUUCUUUUUCUACGAAGCCAAGAGCACCAAGAACUACUCCCGGUCUUCACUUGAAUAAAACAAAAAAUGCAGAAUAUGAUGAGAUUCCUGUCGAUUCCACCACCAUUUAUAAAAGGGGCAAACACAUAAGUGGUAUUUACUCCAUUAGACCCAGAAACUCUCAAGCUUUUAAUGUCUACUGUAAAAUUACAGCAGAACGAGGGGGCACAGUAAUUCAACACUGAAUAGAGGGAACACAAAAUUUCAGUGAAACUUGGGAAAACUACAAAUAUGGUUUUGGGAAGCUUGAUGGAGAAUUUUGGCUGGGUCUAGAGAAGAUAUACUCCAUAGUAAAGCAAUCUAUUUACAUUUUACGAAUUGAGCGAGAAGACUGGAGAGAUAACAAGCAUUAUUUCGAAUAUUCCUUCCAUUUGGGCAAUCAUGAAACUAACUCUAGGUUAAACCUGGUGGAGAUUACUGAUGUGCUCAGCGCCCUCCCAGAACACAAAGACUUGAUGUUUCCCACUUGGGAUCACAGAGUGAAAGGACACUUCAAUUGCACGGAAAAUUACUCAGGAGGCUGGUGGUGGGAUGAUAAAUACGAGGAAAAUAACCUAAAUGACAAUUACAAUAAGCCCAAAGCCAAAGCAAGGACGGAGAAGAGAAAAAUAUGCUGGAAAACUCAAAAUGGAAGGUUACUGAUCAAGUCAACCAAAUUGUUGAUCCACCCAAAAACAGAUUCAGUGAGCCCAGAAUGA